AUGGUGGGACAUUUCAGAUCGAGGAGAGAUUCUUCUGUGUCAUUUACACCAAAACCACCAAUUAAAUGCAUCAUUAAUAAUUCACCACCUCCGCAUGUCAAAUUAAGGGGAAAUGAAAAAUUAAUCAACUUUAUAGAUCCAACGUUCCAUAGAUCAACAGGGAUCUCAACUAUCUUAUCUUAUCCAAAAUCCAUUAUUAAAUUUAAUAAUAAUAAGUUGGAUAUGUUGAAAAAAAAAAAUUUGAUGGAAUAUAAAUUCCCCAAUCAUCAUUUGAUCCUUUUAUUACCAGGCAUGGGCUCGCAUAAAAAUUCCAUUUUUUUACCAUAUUUAGCUGACGUUUUGUCAUCAAAUGGAUUUUUUGUGAUUAGAUUGGAUUUUAGAGGUAUGGGUGAUUCAGAAGAUUGUUUAGAUGCAACUUUGAAAGGGAGAUUAUUAGAUGAAGAUGUCAAAGAUAUUGAUACGGUAAUCACCUACAUGACCAAUUAUAUUCCAUUUGAAGAAGAUGAAACAAAUAUCAUUCCAUAUGAUAUUAAUGUCUUGGCAAUCAUUGGUCAUUCUAGAGGUGUAUUGGCCAUGUUUGAAUGGGCUUCUAAACAGGGGAAUUCUUUAAAAGUACCUUUUUUAUUUAAUUGUGCUGGAAGAUUCGAUGGUCAAGGAUUAUACGAUCGUAUCUUGGAAAGAAUUAGAUCGGAAAAAAUUGCAGAGGAAUUGGGAGAUGAUGUUGAUAUUGAUAGUGAUGCACAAACUUAUGAAUAUUUGGGUCAUUAUAUUCAAAUGAGGAAAAAUGGAGAAUUUAAAAAGACUUGGAUCCCAAGAGCAGAAAUUUUAAGUCUCGUCAAUUGUGAUGUAGAGAAAUUUAAAGAUUUGAUCAAAUCAGAUACACAUAUCAUUUCAUUAUAUGGUUCAAAUGAUUCAAUUGUUCCCAUAAGUGCAGCAGCAAAUUAUGCGAACUUGUUCAAUAUUAAUCAUAAGCACUCCUUGGAGAUUAUCUUGGAAGCAGAUCAUAAUUUUUUAAUGGAUAUCCCUCAUGAACAAUCUUCACAAAAAAUUAUUUAUAAUUCAAAUCAAACUAUACCAUUUAAAAAUAAUAAAUUAAAUUUAGCUCCAAUUUUGACUGAAAAAAUAUUAUAUUAUUUAACAGAAGAAUUUCAAUUGAAUUCUUUUUAUAAUUCUUCUUUAUCAAUAACACCGUCAGUUUCAAUUCAAUCAAAACAAUUCGCUAUUACAAAACAUUUGAUUAAAUUACCAAGAAAUCCUUUGCCUUAUAAAUUCUCAAAUAUUUCCAAUUUUAGAGAUAUUGGAGGUUACCCAACAAAAUUCGACAAUUUAAUAGUUAAAACAAAUUGUGUUUAUAGAUCUGCAAGCCUGUCAGGUAUCACUUUACAAGCUUUCAAUUAUUUGCUCGAUAUUAUUAAGAUUAAAUGUAUCUUUGAUUUAAGAUCAAUCUCAGAAAUCGACGAAGCUGGUAAGAUAGAAUACGAUCUAGAUGGAAGAACUUUGAAAAUUAAAAAUAUUCCCUUUAAUAAAAAUAAAUCAUUAUCACCUGAAAAGAUGGCAGAACAAUUUAAAAGUUUGUUAAUCUCUCCUUGUAAUUUCCCUGCUAUUUAUAUGAAAAUAUUAUUGGAAUCCAUAGAUUCAAUUAAAAAAUUUUUUGAAUAUAUUAUAGACCAUGAUGUAAGCCCUGAACAACCAAUUAUUUAUCAUUGUACAGCAGGUAAAGAUAGGACAGGGAUUUUAACUAUGUUAAUAUUAGCUAUAUUGGGUGUAGAUGACCAUUUGAUUGCAAAAGAAUAUGAAUUGUCUACUAUUGGUUUGAAGACCGAAAUAAAUAUGAUUAAAAGAAUCGAAGCGAGAUCAGAUCUUUAUUAUUACAUGUUAGAAGAUGGUACCUAUACAGACGUAGCAACAAAUACUUCUAUCCCCGGUAAACAAUUGAUUAUAGAUUAUGAUAUAACUCCUGAAACUAUUUGUGCCUCACUAUUAUCAUCCAAGUAUGAAACAAUGAGAUUAUUCAUUGAUCAAUUUAAAACUGAAUUUGAAUCAGCAGAGAUGUUCUUUAAGAUACAAUUAGGUUUCUCUUAUUCUGAAAUUGCAAAGAUCAGAGAUUCGUUGUUAGAAUGA
Molecule: messenger RNA, 2121 nt
Organism: Henningerozyma blattae CBS 6284
Lineage: Eukaryota; Fungi; Ascomycota; Saccharomycetes; Saccharomycetales; Saccharomycetaceae
Exons: 1
Coding region: 1-2121 (706 amino acids)
Biological process (GO): dephosphorylation
Molecular function (GO): phosphoprotein phosphatase activity
Source: RefSeq, a predicted model, not a curated record